CUGGUUUUCAAAGUGUGCACAUGUUUACUUUUGGACUUAGUGAAAAAACACAAAUCAUGACAUUCAUUAUUUCGAUGAAAGUGGAAGUGUAAAAACGUAUAAGUGAUGAAAGGAAAUUCCUGGAUUAAAAAGUGAAAAAGGAAUGUUGCGAAGAAAAAGGAGAUUAAACUACUGAGAAGCAUUUGGGAAUCAAAGCGUUUGAAGAAGUCUGGUACGAACACCUAUUGAGCAGUAGCUGAGAAAUGUCGUAAAAUCAUAGAAGUACUGUAAACCUUUUUUAUGACGGAAUUGUAAUAUACGACGUGAAGUGUUAGCACAAUAUAUGAUUUUAAUGGCAACAUAGAGUGAGGAAAAUUGCAACAUUAUGGCUUUACCGAGGAAGUGUGAGUUUCGUGCUGUGUCCUGUUUAUGUUGGAUAUAUUUCACAUUAUUCUGCCUAGCUUUACGUGGAAGCGUCGACGCCGCGGAUUUGACGUACACCGUCGACGAGGAACAGCCACGUGACACGCUCGUUGGUGACAUUUCCGUCGACUAUGACCUCAGAUCCAUUAUGACGUCAGAUGAGUACAACAACUUGCAGUAUCAGAUUUUAAGUACCGGAAAUGAGUUUGCUAAAUAUUUCAAAGUAGAAAAUACCACUGGUAAGCUGUUGACUACCGAACCUAUUGACCGUGAUAGCAUCUGUAUACGUUCAACGUCGUGCAAGUUGUCACUGAACGUCGCCGUUUCAACGAUCGGAGCGUUCUUCAGGAAAAUCGUGGUUGACGUCAACGUGCAAGACUUGAACGAUAACAGCCCAGAUUUUCCAAAGGCGAUCGAGACUGUGGACUUCUCAGAAAAUUCUGCAGUAGGGAUGUCACAGUCUAUCAAAGGGGCUGUUGAUAGAGACGCUGGAAAUAAUUCUGUUGCUAGAUAUUACAUAGAAACGCCAAACGUUCCCUUUGACGUCGAUAUGGAAAGUUACGUUGACGGAAGCUCAUUUGUGAAAAUCAUUGUGAACGGGAACUUAAACCGUGAAAAAACUGACUUUUACAGUAUCACAAUAGUUGCAGAGGAUGGUGGAAGUCCUAAGCGUACUGGAAGCGUUGACGUCAAUAUCAACAUUAUCGACGUCAAUGACAACUCGCCAAAAUUCGACGUCCCCUUUUAUAACGUUACGUUAUUAGAGGAUACUCCAUUGAAUACAGUAUUUUUGACCGUGUCAGCUGUCGAUUCAGAUCUCGGAGACAAUGGUAGAGUAGAAUAUGCCCUCAGCCCAAAUCAGAAUAGUGAUGAUAUUGCUAAAAGUUUUGCCGUCGAACGCACGUCGGGCAACAUCAGCGUCAUUGGCCAACUUGAAUACAUUCCUAACGUGCAGACGUCAAUUUACGUCGACGCGUACGAUCACGGGGCUCAACCACGCAGUUCGAAGAUCGUUGUUCUUGUGAACAUAGUAGAUUCCAGCAAUAACCCGCCCCAAAUCAACGUCAAUAUUCUGCACGGUGACUCUACAAAACGUAUUGCACGUGUAACGGAAUACUCUAACAUCGGAUCUCCCGUCGCACAUAUUGGCGUUAUAGAUACAGAUUAUGAUAAAGACAGAAAUGGGAAAGUGGAUUGUAUAGCUAUCAGUGAUUAUUUUGGACUUGAGAGAUAUGAAGCGAACGACUACAAAGCUGUUGUGAAAACAGCCUUGGAUCGCGAAGCUCAGGACAAGCAUGAAGUACAGAUUGUGUGUCGAGACAAUGGUUCCCCUCCCCUAAACACUACUACCUCCUUCUCCGUAGAAGUCACAGACGAAAAUGACAACUACCCUAGAUUUACGCAUCAAAAUUACUUCGUCAAGACGGAGGAGAAUAACAAAGUUGGAGAAAUCGUCGCGAAGGUUUCAGCAACUGAUUUGGACAAGGUCAAUACCAGUAAUUCCAAAAUCCAGUACAAGCUUUCAGCUCCGAACGAUGAUCGGUUCUGGAUGGACCCUGACACUGGCGAGAUUCGAGCCAAUGUUGUGUUGGAUCGCGAAAAUACAUCCCGGAUUGAUCUCAAAGUGAUCGCCCAAGAUCACGGCAGCCCCCGACUUAGUGCAACUGCAAAUGUGAGUUUAUCAAUCACCGAUCAGAACGAUAACUACCCCGCGUUCUCUCAGCCGAACUAUGAGUUCUUUGUUUAUGAAAAUCUCCCUUACAAUACAUCAGUGGACCAAUUAACGGCUAGUGACAAAGAUGACAGAGAGAAUGGGACAAUAGUAUUUUCCUUUAGUAAACCAGUGCCAUCCAAUUUCCCAUUCACUCUCUACUCUGACGGAAACAUUAAAGUGAUCAGGCCUUUAGACAGAGAGUUACAGAGUAAGCAUGAGUUCACGGUGAUAGCUGCGGAUCAGGGGACGCCCCCUUUGACAAGUUCUGUAACAGUUACCGUAAAUGUGUUAGAUCAAAAUGAUAACGUCCCUGUUUUUGUAUUUCCAAACGACGAUAACUAUACUACCGUAAUUCCGCUUGCGAACAAUCCGGACUCUGUAACAAUUGAGAUUCAGGCGACUGAUCGGGAUUCAGGAGAUAACGGCAAAGUUAAUUACCAAAUAAUUGGUAAAAAUCUAUCAGACAUGUUUGAAAUCAGUAGCAUUAAAGGCAUGGGUGUGAUUUCACUCAACAGAAUGCCGUAUGGCAACGAACCUUUGUCUUACACCUUGGGAUUAAAGGCCGAGGACAACGGCACACCGAGGCAAUCGGCUUACUCAACGUUGACGGUGACGUUCAAACGCGCAAUACCUCCAGAAGACAAUCGUACAAACUUUCUUAUUGCCAUUACUUUAGGCUGUGUGACUGUAGUGUUAUCAAUCAUUAUAGUGUUAAUAAUUUACCUAAUCCGUCGGAAUGACCAUAGCCGACGGAAGAAUGACACAAGCUACGGCGACAAGGCGGAUCUGCAGAUCCGACCGGAAAUAAAGCAUCCGACGGACCUCGCAAGCACGUCGUCGGGUAGCAAGGAAAGCUUGAAGAAGGUCAGUUUCUCUACGGACCAUAAUUCAAGCAUCGAGUCGGAACCGCACAGGGACGUCCUGCAGGCGCCGCUUGUCAGCUUGGACAAUCUAAAGAUUUACGACAAAGGGCGUGUUCCCAGCUCCACAUCCAGUCCUCGGAGCUUUUCGCCCAGCACAUCGGAGACAGACGGACAGAAGCUUGACCCCGCAACAGUCCUGCAAAUCCAUAGGUCACUCCUCCAGUCACAUGACCAAAUGUGGACCAAUCACAGGGAAGGACACACACCACCCUUAACUUCGGACAUUCUCGCGCAACACGAUGAUGACCGAAGUGAGACUUCGGGAGAGACGGAAACUUACGACAGUGGCCGAGGCGGCAGCGAGUCUGAUAUUCAAACGUCGAUGUCACAGUCUCAUGAAAAUGAUCAUAUAAAGACGGUAACGUUUGCUAACAGGCCAAAACUUCAUCAUUUUCCAAAGGACAACCACUGGGGUGAUUCCAGAGACUAUUCGUUCAUGAAUCAUCCGAAUAGUUUUAACAAUCAACCUAACACUCAUAAACCUGUUCUUCCCACAAGAGACUAUGUAUCCUCACCAUUAAGUCAUCCUCCACAUCAUGGACAAAGUUCUCAGCUUCAAAAUAUGCCCAAAUAUGGCAACAAACUUUCUCCAAUCACCGAUACCUCAAGCCAUAUGACGUCAUAUGAUGAAGAUGACGAAACGACUACGUCAGGAAGUUACACGAUCGACAAUGAUCAUGAUUGGAUGAACGACUCCUCCCAGACACGCCCCUACUUCCUGUCUCACAACGAGGCUUACUGUUGACUUCCGCCUGUGAUAGCUCAAUUUCCAUGUGCAAUAUAAAUGUUGGUGCCCAUAGACACCAGGCAACAAACACUCGGACAAACAGGGUACUUGCGGACGGGAGUUCAGAGAUUAUUUAACAUCUCAUACAGCAUUUCCCAAACUUCCGACAUACAUUUCCAUAGACCUUCACUCAUUAUCAGAAUUCAUCCUCCAUAAGCCACAUCCGACACUGUCGACAUUCUACUUCGUUAGGACUUGGCUUCUAACGACUACGUCCACAUAUCAUGGAUUUGGUUGACGUUUUAAGUACUGCUUCUCCGUGUUUCGCCUACAUUCGUUUAGUGAGGACAGUGACUCCACGACAACGUUUAUAAACCAUAAAUUGUGUCAUAUACGCGUGUAUACACUGUGUUGUCUUCCACAAAGUUUUGAAAUCCGUGUUCCGUACAAAAUGCUGUUUUUUUGUGAUUUUAUUGCAACACUCCGUUUGAUCUCGUGUGUAGUUUGUUCACAAUUCGCAUUUUCCAUGUGUAAAGUGCGUGUACAUGUGAAUUUGUUUGAUAUGUCAUAUGCCGUAUAUUCUUGUUUUAUGAACAUUUUUCAAUGUGUUCAUAUACAAAUCCAAAUUGAGUGUGCGAUUAAUUUUAAGUGUUGAAUAAUGAUUUUGUUGCAUAAUGUGAUAUGAGAUAUAAGUGAUGUAUUUAUCAAAGCAUAUAGAGGUGCUAUUUUAUGAAUAAAAUUGUCAAA
Molecule: messenger RNA, 4513 nt
Organism: Mya arenaria
Lineage: Eukaryota; Metazoa; Mollusca; Bivalvia; Myida; Myidae
Product: protocadherin-11 X-linked-like
Exons: 7
Coding region: 365-3784 (1139 amino acids)
Biological process (GO): homophilic cell-cell adhesion
Cellular component (GO): plasma membrane
Molecular function (GO): calcium ion binding
Source: RefSeq, a predicted model, not a curated record